This is a messenger RNA of Trichosurus vulpecula (common brushtail), 840 nucleotides long. RefSeq names its product tumor protein p63 regulated 1 (gene TPRG1). The record is from RefSeq and is a predicted model, not a curated record. NCBI's taxonomy places the organism in Eukaryota, Metazoa, Chordata, Mammalia, Diprotodontia, Phalangeridae. Gene Ontology annotation, cellular component: cytoplasm. Bases 1 to 840 code for a protein of 279 amino acids. The transcript has 5 exons.
AUGUCGACCAUUGGCAGCUUUGAAGGGUUCCAGCCUGUGGCACUGAAGCCAGAUGGAGAUGAUCAGCCCUCAGAAGGAGACAGCCUCCCAGUUGAUGAAGGGAGCUCAGGCAGAGAUUCAGUGCCCAGCAGAAUGGCAAGACAACCUAGUGUGACCGAAUCAGUUCUCUACCCAAAUCCGUAUACCCGGCCACAUUGCACACGCAAGUACUUUGUUACUCGGCCAGGGGCUAUUGAGACGGCCAGAGAAGACUUAAGGAACCAUGUGGCAGAGACAAUGGAUGAAGUUGUUCAAGGUUUCUGGCUCUUGACAGAAGUGGACCACUGGAACAAUGAGAAGGAAAGGGUGGUGGCGAUCACGGACAACACCCUGCUGAUCUGCAAAUAUGACUUCAUCAUGCUCAGCUGUGUCCAGUUUCAACGCAUCCCCCUGAGCAGUAUCUAUCACAUCUGUCUUGGCAAAUUUGCCUUCCCUGGGACAUCCUUGGAUAAGAGGCAGGGUGAAGGUAUCCGCAUCUCUUGGGGAAAGAGCAAGGAGCAGUCCAUCUUGUCCCGCUGGAACCCUUGGUCUACAGAAGUUCCUUAUGCUACUUUUACAGAGCACCCCAUGAAGAACAGCAGUGAAAUGUUCCAUGAAAUUUGUAAGAUGUCUGCAUUUACAGCUAACCUUGUGCCUGCUGUUCAGAAUGCUCACAAGACCUCCUCAGGACCUGGAAGAGGAAAAGGAGUGAUGGUGUCAACAGAACCCAUUCUCAUUGAGACCUACACUGGGCUGAUGUCAUUCAUUGGAAAUCGCAACAAACUGGGCUACUCCCUGGCCCGUGGUAGCAUAGGAUUUUAA